Argiope bruennichi is the source of this 1294-nucleotide messenger RNA. RefSeq names its product meiosis-specific with OB domain-containing protein-like (gene hdm). The transcript has 12 exons. NCBI's taxonomy places the organism in Eukaryota, Metazoa, Arthropoda, Arachnida, Araneae, Araneidae. Gene Ontology annotation, molecular function: single-stranded DNA 3'-5' DNA exonuclease activity; single-stranded DNA binding. The coding region runs from base 365 to 1294 and encodes 309 amino acids. Gene Ontology annotation, biological process: resolution of meiotic recombination intermediates. The record is from RefSeq and is a predicted model, not a curated record.
GGGCAAUUAACUUAGAUUCAAUUCGUUUUGCAUUGAAAUAUUUCGUCAUUCUCAGUCAACAGAACCAGGAAGAGAACGUUAUGUUUUAAAUUUUACUGUUCGUGAUUCUCCCAGUGAUACUAUUAAUGCAACAUGUUGGGGUGAAGAGGGUGCUAUAAGCACAUUAAGUACAACAUUUGCCAUUGGAGACAUAGUAAAAAUUAAGAAUCCACAAGUCACUGAAAGGCAAACUGAAUCUGAAGAUGAGAAAUUUAGACCAACAGUAAGUAGCAAAUAUCAACUCAAUAUUAGUCCACAAUACAGUGAAAUAACUUUGUGCAUAAAUGAAGAAAGAAGAGGCUAUGAAAAAUUGCUGCACUACUCAAUGCAUCGCUCUUCUGAAAUAUUAAAUUUAGUAGAUAUUAUUUACAACAGUCAAAAUGCUGAAGGUCUUUCUGUUAAUUUACUUGUAGCUGUGAGAAGAAUUGGAACUAUCCAGACAGUAAAAACUAAAGAUGGACGAGAAGUGAAGAAACUUCAAUUGACAGUAUUUGAUCAAUCGCACCCAACAUUUAAUAUUUUAAUUUGGGAAGAGGAAACAGCAAAGUUCAUUUUAAAGUACUGCAGUAAAAGAAGUGUAGUUCUCAUCUCUGAUAUUAAAAUAAAUUACAAUAACUACAUGAAAGAAAUUAUAGGAACAUCUGGGAGUUCUACAAUUUUUACACCAGAUCCAGACAUUCCUGAUGCAAGAGUUUUGUACCAGUAUGCAAUGAAAAUAACCUUACCUGAUGAUUCAGUGCAAAAUGAGAGCAAAUAUGCAGAUUCCUCUAUUAUUUAUACAAUAGAAGAAAUACUUAAAUUGAUGAACUCUUCAGAAAUUAUAUUGAGUGAGAUACAAGGAACUUUACAUGCUAUCAUCACUUCAUUUGACAUUGAUAGCACCAACAAGAUAUCAUCUUUCAGAUGCCCUGGAUGUAUACAGUUACUACAGAAAAAAGAUGACAAGUGCAUUAAUGGUGCAUGCGAAAUUGGAAAUGGUAUGAAAAUCUUACCAGGUGAAGAAAUGUAUGAUAUUCCUUUAUCUAUAGCAGACAAUACUGGAUGCAUUAAUAGGUGCCUUCUUCUUGGACAAGUUGCUCAAAACUUCUUAGGAGUCAGUGUACAAGAAUUUUCCAGACUUUCAGAUGAUGAUAAAACUAAUUUAAAAUGGAACUAUUUAUUUGAAAGAGUAACGAUUGAAUUCAAAAUAACACCAUCAUCGACUGGAAAUGGAAGAUAUAAUUUUCGUAUAUCAUCCUGCAAAAAAUGUGACUAA